Messenger RNA from Elaeis guineensis (African oil palm), 2466 nucleotides. Its product is annotated as polyadenylate-binding protein 2. The record is from RefSeq and is a predicted model, not a curated record. Gene Ontology annotation, molecular function: RNA binding. Lineage: Eukaryota; Viridiplantae; Streptophyta; Magnoliopsida; Arecales; Arecaceae.
CUCUCUCGCGUCUUCGCCUUCCCUUCUGACUCAUGCGAAGUUACGCCCUCCUAACCCUAAAAAAAAAAGAAAAAAAAAGAAAAAAAAGGGAAAAGAAAAAAAAAAAAAGAAAGGAAAAAGCCCUCAUAAAAUCCCAAAAAAAAUCGAUAAACGCUAGCCCCUUCGAAGGCUUCGCCUCCUCGUCGAUCGAAGGCUUCGAUUGUGCUUAUUUUCUUCUCCGGCGGCAAUGGCGAACCCGGCUCCUUCUCCCCUCGCGGCCCCUGGCCAGCCUUCCCCGGGGCAGAUGUCGCCGGCACCAGUUCACGGCGGGGCGUUCGGAAAUGCUUCUCUUUAUGUCGGUGAUCUCGACCUGUCCGUCACGGAGGGGCAGCUUUUCGAUGUCUUUAGCCAGAUCGGGCCUGUCGCAUCCGUUAGGGUUUGCAGGGACCAAAUCCAUAGGGUCUCCCUCGGCUAUGCUUACGUCAAUUUCCACAACCCCCAAGACGCUAGUCGUGCCUUAGAGGUUCUGAAUUUCACCCCCGUAAAUGGAAAGCCGAUCAGAAUUAUGUUUUCCCACCGAGAUCCUAGCGUUCGAAGGAGCGGCUAUGCUAAUGUAUUUAUCAAGAAUCUUGACCUUACAAUUGAUAACAAGUCACUGCAUGAUAUAUUUGUUUCAUUUGGCACCGUCCUUUCCUGUAAGGUGGCCACUGAUUUUAAUGGUCAGUCGAAAGGAUAUGGCUUUGUACAGUUUGAACAUGAAGAUGCAGCUCGGAAAGCUAUUGGUCAACUUAAUGGAAUGUUGAUCAAUGGAAAACAAGUUUAUGUUGGUUUCUUCAUCCGUCGUCAAGAGAGAGAACCUGCAAAUGGAUCUCCGCAGUUCUUUAAUGUAUAUGUAAAGAAUUUGCCGGAGAAAUUUACUGAUGAUGAUUUAAAAAGUGAAUUUGAAGCAUUUGGUGAGAUCACCAGCGCAGUAGUUAUGAAAGAUGAAAAUGGAAAUUCUAGGGGAUUUGGCUUUGUAAAUUUUAAAGAUUCAAAUGCUGCUGCUUCCGCAGUUGAGAAAUUUAAUGGAAAAGCUUUAAAUGAUAAAGUUUUAUAUGUUGGAAAAGCUCAAAAAAAAUCGGAAAGAGAAGCUGAGUUAAAGGCCAAAUACGCGCAGGAGAGAAAUGGGAGAAUGGACAAGAUUCGAGGCCUUAAUUUGUAUUUGAAGAAUCUUGAUGACGCUAUUGAUGAUGAACGCCUUAAAGAGCUGUUCCGUCCAUUUGGCACUAUAAUUUCCUGCAAGGUCAUGGUAGAUUCACAAGGGCAGAGCAAGGGUUCUGGUUUCGUGCAAUUUUCAUCUCCCAAGGAGGCUAACAGUGCGAUAAAUGAAAUGAAUGGCAAGAUGAUUGGAAAGAAGCCUUUAUAUGUUGCUGUGGCUCAACGUAAAGAGGAGAGAAGAGCACGGUUGCAGGCUCAUUUUGCGCAGCUUACUGCUCAAGGGACUAUGACACCUGCAGUGCCCUCUUUGCCUGCCUACCACCCUGGUCCACCUAGGCUUGCUCCUCAGCAACUUUACUUUGGUCAGGGUGCUCCUGGUCUCAUUCCACCCCAACCUGCAGGUUAUGGUUUCCAACAACAGCUUAUUGCAGGAAUCCGCCCUGGUGUUGCCCCUAACUUCAUGAUGCCUUACAACCUUCAGAGGCAAGGACAACCUGGACAGAGGGUGGGCUCCAGGCGGGGAGGAAUGUCACAGCAGAUGCAGCAGCAGUUGAUUCAGCGUAGUGGUAAUCAAGGCUUUAGAUAUAUGCAAAAUGCUCAUAAUGGGGUUGAUCCAACGAUGAUACCUCAGGGUCUGAUGGGUCCAAUGAUGCCUUUGCCACUUGAUACAAGUGGUAUGCAUGUUGCUCCAAUGGAUGUGGUCCGAUCUUCACCAAUUCCAAUCACAGCUCUUGCCUCUGCUCUAGCUUCUGCAACUCCUGAAAAUCAACGACUGAUCCUGGGUGAGCAGUUAUACCCACUUGUUGAAAGUAUUGAUCGGGAUCAGGCUGGAAAAGUGACUGGAAUGCUCUUAGAGAUGGAUCAAAAUGAGGUCCUCCAUCUUAUAGAAUCUCCAGAUGCACUCCAGAAGAAAGUUGCAGAAGCUAUGGAAGUCCUACAGUUAGCGCAUGCUACAGGUUCAGAUGCUGCAGAUCAGCUUGGUUCAUUGUCCUUGAAUGACUGAAGUUAUCCAUCUUUUUUAGAUGAUUGGCUAUCUUUAAUUAGGGAUUUCUCCAUGGCUUAUAAUUAUUUUGGAUUUUUUUAUUCUAUUUAGUGUUUGGCAUUUGCAAUGCCAAAAUUUUUGGGAAUUCAACAUGAGACAAGCAAGGGAUGAUAUAACUUAAGGGUUUAUAUGCUAUUAUUUUUCAGGUUUGUUUAUAUGUUGGAUUAAGCAUCGCAGACACAGGUCUUGGUUUGAGGGUUUUGCUAUAUGUGGAUUAUAAUAUAAGUUAUCUUGUUCAUUCCCUUGUA